Messenger RNA from Onychostoma macrolepis, 1602 nucleotides. Its product is annotated as extracellular calcium-sensing receptor-like. The transcript is spliced from 6 exons. The coding region runs from base 1 to 1602 and encodes 533 amino acids. Gene Ontology annotation, molecular function: G protein-coupled receptor activity. Gene Ontology annotation, cellular component: membrane. Gene Ontology annotation, biological process: G protein-coupled receptor signaling pathway. NCBI's taxonomy places the organism in Eukaryota, Metazoa, Chordata, Actinopteri, Cypriniformes, Cyprinidae. The record is from RefSeq and is a predicted model, not a curated record.
AUGAUAUUUGCCAUUGAGGAGAUUAACAGAAGUGAACAGUUACUUCCAAAUGUUUCUAUUGGUUACAAAAUCUAUGAUAGCUGUGGUUCAAGACUGUCUUCUAUGAGUGCAACUAUGGCAUUGAUGAAUGACCAGGAGUUUGCAGCAGGGGACAGAUGCAAUGGACAGUCUCCUAUACAUGCUAUCAUAGGAGAAACAGAGUCUUCUGCUACAGUGAUCCUGUCCAGAACUACAGGACCUUUUAAGAUUCCAGUGAUAAGUCACUCAGCUACAUGUGAGUGUCUUAGCAACAGGAAAGAUUACCCCUCAUUCUUCAGGACUAUUGCUAGUGAUUACCACCAGAGCAGAGCACUUGCAUACAUUGUGAAAUACUUUGGUUGGUCUUGGGUGGGAGCUGUGAACAGUGACAAUGACUAUGGAAAUAAUGGUAUGGCUAAAUUUCUGAAAACAGCCCAGGAAGAGGGGAUUUGUGUGGAGUACUCUGUGAAAUUCUAUCGUACAGAACCUGAAAAACUCCAGAAAGCCAUAGACACUAUGAAAAAAAGCAGCACAAAAGUGGUUGUUGCAUUUCUUUCCCGUGUUGAGAUGGUCAAUCUUCUUGAGCAACUAAGUAUUCAGAACAUUACAGGCCUGCAAGUAAUCGGUGUCGAAGCAUGGACAACUGCAAAGAGUUUGAUAACUCCAAACAGUUUCCGUGUGCUGGGAGGGUCACUGGGGUUUGCAGUGAGAAAAAUCAAUACUGAAGGAUUUUCCGAUUAUGUAAUAAAGACAUUUUGGGAUUCAGCUUUUCCCUGCUCACAGACUGAGUGGAAUUCUUCUCAAUUGAAAUUAAAUUGCAGCACAUAUAAAGAUCUACUUGUGCUGAAAAAUUACAAUGACGAUGUGCCUGAACAAAGAUAUGCAAGCAACGUGUAUAAAGCAGUUUAUGCUGUGGCUCAUUCAUUACACAGUCUGCUCAAGUGCAAAGGACCAGAAGGUUGUAAGAAGGACCUGACAAUACAACCACAGCAGGUGGUUGAGGCUCUAAAAAAAGUACAUUUCACUGUAAAAUUCGGAGAUCGUGUGUGGUUUGACAGCACUGGUGCCACAGUAGCCCAGUAUGAAGUUGUGAACUGGCAGCAGGACUCAGAUGGAUCAAUCCAGUUUAAACCAGUGGGAUACUAUGAUGCCUCACUGCCUCCUGACCAGCGCUUUGUUGUUAACACUGAAAACAUAAUCUGGGCUGGAGGACAGCUGGAGAAGCCAAGGUCUGUGUGUAGUGAGAGCUGUCCUCCAGGCACUAGGAAGGCUGCACAGAAAGGAAGACCUGUCUGCUGUUAUGAUUGUAUUACAUGUGCAGAAGGAGAAUUCAGUAAUCAGACAGAUUCAAAUAACUGCAAGCAGUGUCCAGAGGAAUACUGGUCUAAUGCUGAGAAAAAUAAAUGUGUACUAAAGACUGUAGAGUUUCUCUCAUUCACAGAAGUUAUGGGUAUAGUGCUAGUCUUUUUCUCACUCUUUGGAGCAGGAUUAACUGUGCUGGUGGCCAUCCUAUUUUACAGCAAGAAGGACACCCCUAUAGUAAAAGCCAACAACUCAGAGGAACGCAAACGGAAAUCUGCCUAA